AUGCAGAAUCGACUGGUGAAGAGUCUGUUUGAACUAUCAUUUAGAUCCCUGGGUGUUGUAGACAGUUGCACAGCUGAAGUGGGAGCAAGCAGCAUCUUCUGUCCAACACAUGACUUCCAGUUCUACAGUGUUUCUGAUGACAGUGCCCCCUCUCCCUAUAUGGGUGUAAUUGCUCUAGAGUCCCUUGGUAAAAGGGGUUAUCGGGUACCUCCUUCAGGAACAAUACAAGUGACUUUAUUUAAUCCUAACAAGACUGUGGUGAAGAUGUUUGUGGUGAUCUACAACUUGCGAGAGAUGCCAGCCAAUUAUCAAAUAUUCCUAUGGCAAAGAACCUUUUCGGUCCCCAUAAGACAAGAAGCAAAGAGAAGUAUCAACAAAGUGAACACUCGGCAUUCUGAGGACAGACUUCUUCGCUACCCCAUUCAUCUGAGGUUCCAGAGUUCUAAGUCUGGAAAGAUCUACCUCUACAGAAAUGUAAGGCUCCUGUUCUCUUAGAAAUCCAUGGAAGUUGACAGUGGCAUCGCUUAUGAACUCAAAUCUUACACUGAAUCUCCAACGAAUCCUCAGCUUUCAUCCAAAUGCUAG
This is a messenger RNA of Gekko japonicus, 585 nucleotides long. Its product is annotated as protein FAM214A-like. NCBI's taxonomy places the organism in Eukaryota, Metazoa, Chordata, Lepidosauria, Squamata, Gekkonidae. The record is from RefSeq and is a predicted model, not a curated record.